GGAUACAAAUGGCUAUGACGUAAGAGGAAAUUGUGUACAUAGAAAUAAAAAAUUCAGCUGUGUUAUUUUUUCAUAUUUUAUAAACAUUUUUUUAUUUGAUGACAAAGAAAACAGACCACUCACUUGACGAAAUUAUUUCUAGUUCACCAAGAUGGAGCGCUCCAAAAAGCGAAAUCUGCAAGUCCUAAGUUUUCCUGGGUAGAUUUAGACGCUGUUUUAAGCAAAUUGAACAUGCGUCAUGAGUCAGCCUAAUAAAGAACGAAAGCGCAAGAUGGAUGCCCUGAUUAGCGGCGACAACUCGAAAGCUCACACAAGCCAGGAAAGCUGUUGUUCGUCUGCCAAAACGCCAUGUAUGGUACAGGGAUCAGCAUCCGGGGACUCCCAGGGGAAUAUGUGCCACGAGUUUGUGACCGUACUGCGAGACAUAGAGAACGAAGGAUCCCAGGCCGUCAUACACACACACGCCUGCGAUCUGGACGAUGUUUGGUCUCACAAGUACCCGCUGCCUCUAAGCAAGUAUCCUCCCAAGACGAUCAAAACAGGAAAUAAGUACUAUGACGUCAUCAUUCCAGACCUUCCUCAGAUUGGCUACAAACCUUUGCAGGUAAUUGCCAAGGGAAGGUCUGGAACUGUUCUACUGGCCCAAGAUUUGCAUCCUGGGAUAGAUAUGAGAGAAGCGGAAUGUCAGCCUGUGGCUAUAAAACUUCAAUCGGGCAAGAAACGGAAACAGACAACACCAACGGGCGAAGACAGUCAGAGGAAGGAGGCGGUGUCUGAUGAGAUACUCAUACACCAGAGAUUACACCAUGAACACAUCGUUGCACUUAUCAACACAAUCUGUUACCAAGGAAGAACUGGCUUGGUGAUGGAAUUCUGUGAGAGCGGUAACCUAGAGACUUUACUCAGAGCUCAUGAUGCCAGAUUUGUCAGUGAGUCCAACGCCAGGAAGUACCUGAGGCAGCUACACAGCGCCCUGGAGUACAUGCACCUCUCAGGCGUAGCUCACAGAGACAUCUGCCCCCAGAACAUCCUGAUCACCAACGACAACACUGUGAAGAUUGGUGACUUUAGUCACGCCGUGAACUUCUCCCCAGGAGAUCACUUGUGUACCGAUAUAGUGGGAACUGUAGGCUACCAGGCACCUGAGAUGCUCCUCAAGCAGCAGUACCACCCACGACAGACGGACAUGUGGUCACUUGGGGCUGUCCUCUUCACUAUGGUCAUCGGUCGACUUCCGUAUGGACGAAUCAAAACGGAAGAUGAAGCCAGAUCUCUUAAGCCUCUGGUGUUUCCUCCCCCUUCCGUACUAAUACUCUCCUCUCAGGUGAAAGAACUUUUGAUUGGCAUGCUAGCCUACGUGCCCAGUUCUCGCUACACUCUAAACCGUGUCAAAAACAGCGAAUGGUUCAACAUGGCGUCUGACCGAGUUCAAAUCGGCAGCUUCUACCUCGUACGGCAGCCCCAGAAAGUCUGCGAUGGAGAAAGGGAAAGAGAAGUGAAGGCCGAGUAUGAAAUUUAAAUAUUUGUCUGCUGCAUUGACUUCAAGUUGGCACGUAUUCAGAAGCUCAAGAAAUCAGCCUAUUCUAGUUCAUACGAAUCAAUUCCAUUUUCUAAGUUUCAAAACGGUGCUGUCAUUAUUUAACUGCUUAUAAAUAAAAUGUAUUUAUAUGCAUGCAGAUUUAUUAAUUAUUGACCCGUAUUCUUUUUUUUUUUUUAACUAUUCCAUAUCAGGAUAUUAUUCUAAGGGAGAUGAUCAUCAGUGGAUAAAUUGCUAGGCAAAUUGUAAAUAAAUAUUUCAUAUAUCUUAAAAGAACACAACAGCAAUAGGAUGAAUUGUGUUCACUGGUUUAUCAUAGUUUUUGUGUGUAUGUUAUAUAUGUUUUAUCUUAAUCAAAAAAAAAAAAGUUUGGUGGCUUCCCUUUAAUUUUUUUUUAUAAUUUAUAAAGGGAAGUAAUAGUUGUUCUAUUUUUCUUCCAAUAUGUAGUUUAUUAAAUGCGUUUACCCCAUUGAUGAAUGUAGAUCGAAAAAUACCAUGAAUUCUGUUUUUUUUUUAUUACACACAAUAUGUCUAGAAAGUCGUUAAAGCUUUUAAAUCAUUGCUUACAUAUUUAGAAACUUUUUUUUUUAAUUACUUAUAAAUUUAUAAUUCUGAAAUGCAUAAUAAUAAUGAUAUUUAUUGUUUUGUUUUGGAUGCCUACAUAGGUCUAUAUCUUUAGAUUGAAUUCAUCAAAAUUUCCUGUUACUUAAAAUUGUACUUUAUUAUUCAUUUAACUAGCACCAUUCUUGGUUUCAAUUCAUGCUAAGUUGUUCACUAUCUAGCUAGAUGUGUAUUGAUAGAACUAUCAGCAUGUUUAUAACUUUUCUAGCUAGAUGUGUACGUGUUGUUCAAUAUAUGCAACACACUGUCUUAAAAAAAAACACAUUUUUUUUUAUCUUAAAUUUUUUUUUCUUAUAAAAAAAAUAAAUCUUUUUUCUUAGCUU
Molecule: messenger RNA, 2481 nt
Organism: Biomphalaria glabrata
Lineage: Eukaryota; Metazoa; Mollusca; Gastropoda; Planorbidae
Product: aurora/IPL1-related protein kinase 2-like
Exons: 10
Coding region: 239-1519 (426 amino acids)
Biological process (GO): peptidyl-serine phosphorylation; autophagosome organization; autophagy
Cellular component (GO): autophagosome; cytoplasm
Molecular function (GO): ATP binding; protein serine/threonine kinase activity
Source: RefSeq, a predicted model, not a curated record